This is a messenger RNA of Panthera uncia (snow leopard), 1393 nucleotides long. RefSeq names its product lysosomal cobalamin transport escort protein LMBD1. Gene Ontology annotation, cellular component: vacuolar membrane. Lineage: Eukaryota; Metazoa; Chordata; Mammalia; Carnivora; Felidae. The transcript has 12 exons. The annotation marks the transcript as partial. Gene Ontology annotation, biological process: protein localization to vacuole. The record is from RefSeq and is a predicted model, not a curated record.
UUGUAUUAAAACCUAAUUGUAAUUGUUACACAAAUGGAUGUUUCGUUAAUAUUUCUAUUUCCUUUUUAUCCCAGGACUGGGCUAAUGCUAAUGUCAGCAGACAGAUUGAGGACACUGUAUUAUAUGGUUACUAUACCUUAUAUUCUGUUAUAUUAUUCUGCGUGUUCUUCUGGAUCCCUUUUGUCUACUUCUACUAUGAAGAAAAGGAUGAUGAUGAUACUAGUAAAUGCACUCAAAUUAAAACAGCAUUCAAGUAUACUUUGGGAUUUGCUGUAAUUUGUGCACUUCUUCUUUUAGUUGGUGCUUUUGUUCCUCUGAAUGUUCCAAAUAACAAAAAUUCUACAGAGUGGGAAAAAGUGAAAUUCUUGUUUGAAGAACUUGGAAGUAGUCAUGGUUUAGCUGCAUUGUCAUUUUCUAUCAGUUCUCUGACCUUGAUUGGAAUGUUGGCAGCUAUAACUUACACAGCCUAUGGCAUGUCUGCAUUACCUUUAAAUCUGAUAAAAGGCACUAGAAGUGCUGCUUAUGAACGUUUAGAAAACACUGAAGACAUUGAAGAAGUGGAGCAACACAUUCAAACGAUUAAAUCAAAAAGCAAGGAUGGUCGACCUUUGCCAUCAAGGGAUAAACGUGCUUUAAAACAAUUUGAAGAAAGGUUACGAACACUUAGGAAAAGAGAGAGGCACUUAGAAUUCAUUGAAAACAGCUGGUGGACAAAAUUUUGUGGUGCUCUGCGUCCCCUGAAGAUCAUUUGGGGAAUAUUUUUCAUCUUAGUUGCAUUGCUGUUUGUAAUUUCUCUCUUCCUAUCAAAUUUGGAUAAAGCUCUUCAUUCAGCUGGAAUAGAUUCUGGUUUUAUAAUUUUUGGAGCAAACCUGAGUAAUCCACUGAAUAUGCUUUUGCCUGUUCUACAAACAGUGUUUCCUCUUGAUUAUAUUCUUAUAACAAUUAUUAUUAUGUACUUUAUUUUUACUUCAAUGGCAGGAAUUCGAAAUAUUGGCAUAUGGUUCUUUUGGGUUAGACUAUAUAAAAUUAGAAGAGGUAGAACGAGGCCCCAGGCACUCUUAUUUCUCUGCAUGAUACUUCUGCUUAUUGUCCUUCACACUAGUUACAUGAUUUAUAGUCUUGCUCCCCAAUAUGUUAUGUAUGGAAGCCAAAAUUACUUAAUAGAGAGCAAUAUAACUUAUGAUGACCAUAAAAACAACUCAGCCCUCCCUGUGCCAAAGAGAUGUGAUGCAGAUGCCCCUGAAGGUAAGUGAGGCAGCUCUUAUCAACUAUCUUAAAGUUUAUAACUCUAUGAGAAAAGAGUUGGCUUGCAUUUUGCUGUGUUAAUCAUUUGAUUCAUCUGUUUUAAUAUGUGGCGACAAAGGAACUUUUAGCAAGAAGAAAUCGUUAAGUC